Molecule: messenger RNA, 3709 nt
Organism: Trachemys scripta elegans
Lineage: Eukaryota; Metazoa; Chordata; Testudines; Emydidae
Gene: C2CD2
Product: C2 calcium dependent domain containing 2
Source: RefSeq, a predicted model, not a curated record
CGCGCGCUGGAGAGGCCGCAGCGCCAUGCGAGAGCGGUGCCCGUCGGGCCCGGCGCUUGCAAGGCUCCCCGCCCCGCGCAGCCUGGGCUGGGCAGCGCGCAGAGGACGCAGCGGCGCAAGUUGCUGGCGAGGGGCCGCGGGACCCUAGCGGCCCCUGCGGGCAUCGCCUUCACGGGCUGCGACUGGCGGUCAUUUCCCUCUGCUCCCGGCUGCGGGGUGGCUCGGGCUCAAGGGCGGGUGUUCUGGCCUGCUCUGCCCUAGGGCGUCCUCGGGCCGGACUGUGCUCCAGCCGGCGUCUGUCAUUGGAUUGCAAAGGGCGAGCUCGGUGCUCUCAGCGAUCGGGCUGAGGUAGCGCGGGAGAAGCAAAUGCCUUGAACUUUUCUCCCCCGGCGAGGGGAGGGACCCUGGCACGCGAAGACCGUGCGGGCGGAGCGGGGCAGCCGGCUGGUUAUGUGCAGUCAUGGCUUGGCCGGCGUAUUGGGUGGACGAGAUCCAGUGGUUUACCCUGGUCACUCUGUUUGUGGCCGCCCUGGUCACUCUGGCCAUCUACCUGGUGCAAUAUGCUCUGGUCGCUCUGCGGAACAGCAGGAGGAAACCGCCGUCGUCGGAUGAACUUCUGCAGGGAAAUGACACCCUAUUGGCCUGGGUGCUGUCUCUGAACAGCUGGAGGACCCAGUGGCAGAAAGCUUGGAUAACAGCCCUGAAUGCAGAAGCCAAAGUGAGAGGGGAUUUGUUGUUGCUUACAUUUGAAGAAGACACAACUCCUCAGCCACUGGAGCUAGCAGUCAGACGGGUUGUAAGUGUUGUAAAGUCAGCCCAAGAGAAGGUGGUUUCUUGUAAUGUAGUGGGAGACUCCAUUCAAUUUAUUGUUCAUGUGUCACAUACGUCACCUACUACCACAGAAUGUCAGUCCUACAGUGUGAAACUGUCUCCACUUCACUUACAGCUGGAACUCUAUCUGAAAGAGAAAGGUGAAGACAUUGAAGUUGUGUGGUCCUUCCUUAAUGCCCCUGAAACUAAUAUUAAAAUCCAGCCAACAGCAGUGCAGGAGGGCCAGAUGGCUGAGACAUGUGCAAUAUUUGAGCCAUUCAGAGAUGUUUUCCAGAAUCUAAUUAGUUUAGUUUCACCAUCUGUAAUUUUGAGUACAAAACCUACAGAUAUAAUAAAGGAGGUACAGAAUGUACAAAACAUAGGAACUCUCCCCCAGGGCACCAGCCCUCCGAAACCUCCAAGGAUUCAUGAACUAAAACUGCUAGUGAAGAACAUUGUAGCCACACUGACUGAUCACAGUGCUGCAGUGAAUUAAAUGCCAAAUCAAAAGAGUUACAACUGCAGAUCUUGGAAGAUGGGAAAUUGGAUAGUUCUUUUUCAGCCUGGGCAACUGUACCUUUAGACUUGUUCAGGAAACAGCCUUCUGGACAACAAAGCUUUGCACUGAAGAGCAGGUCCAGCAGCCAUAGCCCUGUGUUAGGAUCGGUCACUGCAGAGUUCUCUUAUGUAGAACCUAAUGAGUCAAAAUCCUGGCAAGUUCCUGCUCCGCUUCCUGCCACAAAAAUAGAAAAGGAUCGAACCGUGAUGCCUUGUGGGACUGUAGUCACUACUGUCACUGCUGUGAAAACCAAACCUCGACUUGAAGGGAAACAUUCUGCACUGAGCCCAGAUUCUCCUGUGAAAACUCCUGCUAAAGUGAAAGUGAUUGAAAAGGAUUUCUCAGUUCAAGCAAUCCAUUGUCAAGGUGCUCCGGUCAGCAAAGUGUUAUCCUCUUCGGAUACAGAGCUGCUGGUGUUGAAUGGCACUGAUCCAGUUGCUGAAGCAGCCAUUCGACAGUUAAGUGAGUCUGCAAAGCAGAAGCUGAAAUCUCCAAGAAAGAAAAGCACCAUUAUCAUAUCAGGGGUGUCCAAGACCUCCUUAUCUCAGGACAGUGAAGCUGCACUGAUGAUGGACUAUGCAGCAGCCAUGGAUGACUCAUGUAAAGAGGAAGCCCCUUCCAUGGUGGGGGAUUCUACCACAGAAGUUCCCAAUAAAAAACUACCACCAGCUGCUUCACAAAUGCUACCUGCCACUGACCCAGAGGAAAAUAGCCAUACUGCGUGGGACUUGGAUAACAGCAGCCAACAAUGGACCAGCAAUGCACUCUUAGACCAGGACUGUGAAGAGAUGUCCGGGAGUUCAUUAAGUGUCUCGGAAUCUGAGAGUGUGAAAAAAUCUAAAGGUGGAAUUUUGAAAAAAAGUGCAAAGCUGUUUUUCCGUCGGCGGCAUCAUCAGAAGGAUCCAGGAAUGAGCCAGUCACACAAUGAUCUUGUUUACCUGCAGCAGCCAACAUCUGAUGAAACCCGAAGGAAGGGAGCAACGCUAACACGCAUCCUUCACAAGAAAAUUCUUUCUAAGAACAAAAGCAAGAACAAGCUGAAUGGCACUUCCAUGGAGCCAUGUGUAUAAAACCUAAUGCUCUCUAAAUGAUACUUGCACAUCAAUUGAUCAGCGGUUUACAAAACAAUACUAGAAGAUGUAAACACAGAUUGUGACAUGCAUAAAAUGAUAUUCACAAAUGCAGUGGUUCCAGAAUAAGCAGACAAAGCUUGGCUUUUAUUUUUCCAAAACACUUUAUUUUUUUUAAAAGCCUUUAAGCAAGAAGGAUCCUCCUGUCCCCACCAGCCUACUCCUAAGCAUAAAUAGUGUUGAUUGUAUGAUGACAACAUGUUUUCUCCCCCACUCCAAUCCAAGUUGUCACUCUGCAUUCAAUCCUGAUUUGAAGAAGGUUUGAAUCUACCACUCCUAGUGAUAAGAUUUUUAUUUUUGGGAGGGAUGGGGGUAGAGAAGGUGGGUUGGACUGUAGAAGUGGUGUGACUGGGGAGGCUCACCUUUUUUUAAGUUUAGAAUAUUUAAUCUAUCUUACAUUUAACUUCUAGCCAACAUGACUUCUUGGUUUCUAGGUAGAUGACUGGACCACUGUAAAGAGGUAACGUACCACUGUGGUUUGUGCUUCUGUAAUAAGAAACAAUAGUAGCAAUGCAGAUCUCAACUUGGGUUUCUAGACAGGCUGAAAGUGGACGCCAAGAGACUCUGAUCUGGUUCCUGUUAUAAUUUGGAAACCGGUUUGUUUCUGGAAAAGGAAAUUAAAUGCUGAUUAAUACAACCUGCUGUAAUAACUUGUAAAUCAGUGUAGGUAGACGUUUACCUUUGAUGUUAGCCAUAAUAAUUGAUGAUUAUGCAAAGCUGUAUCCUAGAAUAUUUAAUUAUGUGCAUAUAUUAUGCUAAAACCCCUUUUUUUCUAGGUUUACUUUGUUCCCAUUUGCAAACAAAGUAUUUAAAAGGUCUUACUGUUACUUCUAUUUCCCCCACUAUAUGAGAAGCUAUAAGUGCUAAUGCAACAGUUUUAUUUUGGGGACUCUACACCCUUAUCUACAGUACUUUUGUAGACCAGUAUACUAGCAACCAUAUCAAAAGCAAAGUUAGGAGCAAUAAAUGUUGUGUAGAUCACGUUUAAUCCUACUUAGAUUUUUAUUAGUUCAUGGUCUGAUUUGCUAGUUACCAGUAGCCUGGAAAACAGAAUUUUUGAAAUGUUUCUCUUUCCCUUCCUUCAGUUACAAGUUUACAAGUUUUGUCAUAUGGUAAGGGUUUUUUUGGUUUGGGUUUUUUGUGUGUUUUAAAAGAUAUUGUAGUUAGCUCCUUUCUUUAAUAUCUGAUAAAAGAAAAAUUGUAGUUCUCA